Messenger RNA from Hyaloscypha bicolor E, 1731 nucleotides. RefSeq names its product putative ferulic acid Esterase/Feruloyl esterase. The record is from RefSeq and is a predicted model, not a curated record. NCBI's taxonomy places the organism in Eukaryota, Fungi, Ascomycota, Leotiomycetes, Helotiales, Hyaloscyphaceae. Bases 1 to 1620 code for a protein of 539 amino acids. The transcript has 2 exons.
AUGAAUCUCUCAAGACUCCUGGCAAUAACAAUUGCACUGUCAACUAUUAAUGCUCAUCCACACGACAACUGCAACAAUGAAUUCUUCAACAGAGUGCUGCCCUCCAACGCUUCCACUCUCGGCACCUAUCACGUACCAGCCAACGGCUCCUUCGGCCAAGCAGCAGACAUAGCAUACCCGAUCAAUGCCACCAACCUCCCAGCUCUCUGCGCGGUCAUAGUCAAUGUUACCUCUUCAGCAACUUCAUCCUACACGUUUGGCCUCUUCCUCCCCGAGGAUUGGAACCAACGCUUCAUCGCUGUCGGCAACGGCGGCUUCUCCGGCGGCAUCAACUGGCUCUCUAUGGGGUCCGUCGUCCCUUACGGCUUUGCCACUCUCUCAACUUCCACUGGGCACAACAGCACAGGCCAAGACAUGACCUGGGCCCUAAACAACCCCGAGUCAAAAGCAGACUGGGGCUACCGCGCCAUGCACGGCUCCGUCGUUCUCGGCAAACAACUCACAAGCGCCUAUUACAGCAGAAAACUAUGCUACUCCUACUACGCAGGCUGCUCAACAGGCGGCAAACAAGGCAUGAAGGAAGUGCAAAAGUAUCCCUCAGAUUUCGACGGCGUCCUAAUCGGCGCUCCAGCCUGGUGGUCAACCCAUCAACAGCUUUGGCAGCUCACAGUCGGCAUCAUUAACCUCCCCGAAGGCUCCCCUUCCUACAUCCCAUACUCCAUGUUCCCACUCAUCAGCAACGAAGUCCUCCGGCAAUGUGACGCCUCGGACGGCGUGCUCGAUACCAUCAUCAUGGACCCCAAGAAGUGCAACUUCCGCCCCCAAGCCCUCCUCUGCCACCCUGGCCAAAACACUAGCACUUGUCUGUCACCGGAACAAAUCAAAACAUGGGAGGCGCUUCAUCGCCCAAUAGCAGAUAUUAAUAAUACAUUCGUAUACCCGAACUUUGAGCUCGGCUCCGAUGCGCAAAUCCCAGGUUCUUUCGGCGUGUAUGGGACGAACGCCCCGUCUCUCUACGGCACAUCAUAUGUCCAGAACUACAUCCUCGAUGAUGCUUCCUGGGACUGGAAAACGUACAACUACUCCGUCGUUGAGAUCGCCGAUUCCCUAAACCCUGGUUCCACCAACGCAGCGGACUUCGACAUCUCUCCCUUUUACGAGAGAGGAGGGAAACUUCUGCAUUACCACGGCUUGGCAGAUGGAUUGAUACCUACUGGCGCGAGCGAGUUGCUGUAUAAUAACUAUCUGUAUAACAUGAGCGCCAAAGGUAUCAAUCUAGAUGACUUUUAUCGUUUCUUUCUGGUGCCGGGAAUGCAGCAUUGUUCUGGUUCUGUUGGGAACGCGCCUUGGUACAUGGGCGGCGUGCAGACGAUUCGGGGGGUGUAUGGGGUCCCGGGGUUUAGGGAUCGCGAACACGAUGCUCUUUUGGCACUCAUGGCUUGGGUUGAGAAGGACGUUGCGCCGGAGCAUAUCAUCCCAACCAAGUGGAACAAUGACACGGAUCCAAGUCAGGGGGUGUUGAGACAACGCCCGAUCUGCAAGUUUCCUGCUGAGGCGACGUAUGUUGGGCACGGGAAUGUCAACGCGAGCAGUAGCUGGAAGUGCGUUGCCCAAGUUUGAGCGUGAGAGGGGAGUGGUCCAAUGGCCUCUAGCAAAGGUUGUUGCAAGAGGAAGACUUCACAGUUUUAUCAUUCCUACAAGAUAGGAAACGAUUAGUAUAGAUAAAAGAAC